AUGCUUUUUUUAACAGGGUAGCUGACUUGGGGCGGAAAGAAUUUCAGCUCAACUGGAACCACAGGCAAUAGCGAAUAUUUCAUUGUUGCUUUUCAAAGUGAGUUGGGAAAUUACCAGCCAGCCAUUUUUGGAUUUUGUGUCUGUGAAUCCUGGUGGCAGUUGCUUAUGUACAUGUUUUCAUGAAGAGAAGCGAGAAGCCAGAAGGGUAUAGACAAAUGAGGCCUAAGACUUUUCCUGCCAGUAACUACACUGGCAGCAGCCGGCAAAUGUUACAAGAAAUACGAGAGAGCCUUAGGAAUUUGCCUAAGCCCUCAGAUGCUGCCAAGGCUGAACACAAUAUGGGUAAAAUAUCAACUGAAGAUCCCAGACAAGGCCGAAAUCCCACCAAAUUUGUAAUGUAUCAUAAAGCAUUGCAGGAAAUUCGAAACUCCCUUCUGCCUUUUGCAAAUGAAACCAACUCUUCAGCCAAAGGAACUUCUGAAGUAAAUCGACAGAUGCUUCAAGACCUACAAGCUGCUGGGUUUGAUGAGGAUAUGGUUGUACAAGCUCUUAGGCAAACUAACAGCCGUAGCAUAGAAGCAGCAAUUGAAUUCAUUAGUAAAAUGAGCUACCAGGAUCCUCGUCGAGAACAGAUGGUUGCAGCAGCAGCCAGACCUGUUAAUGCAGGCAUGAAACCACCAGCAGGCGGCGUACAGCAAUCAGUUAACCGCAAACAGAGCUGGAAAGGUUCUAAAGAGUCCUUGGUACCUCAGCGACAUGGCCCUCCACUGGGAGAUGGUGUAGUUUAUCGCUCAGAAAGCCCUAGUUCUCAGACAGAUGUAGGAAGGCCUUUAUCUGGUUCUGGAAUAACAGCAUUUGCUCAGGCUCAUUCUGUUAAUGGACAGCGAGUGAAUCCACCACCUCCACCACAGAUGAGGAGUGUUACACCCCCUCCUCCACCACCUAGAGGGCAGACUCCUCCACCAAGAGGAACAACUCCGCCACCUUCUUCCUGGGAACCAAAUUCUCAAACAAAACGUUAUUCUGGAAGCAUGGAAUACAUGAUUUCCCGCAUUUCACCAGUGCCGCCAGGAGCAUGGCCGGAUGGCUAUCCACCCCCACCUAUGAAUCCUCCACCCAUAAACACGUCUACACAGGGCCAGAGAGGUAUUAGUUCUGUUCCUAUUGGCAGGCAACCGAUCAUCAUGCAGAGUUCUGCUGGUAGUAAGUUUAGCUUUCCAUCAGGAAGAGCUGGAAUGCAGAAUGGCAAUUGUCAGACAGACUUCAUGGUUCAUCAGAACGUUGUGUCUGGGAACUCAAUGAAUCGCCAACCACCUCCUCCUCCAUAUCCUAUUUCCCCAACUAACAGACAAAGUCCGACAGCUUUGCAGAUGCAAGCAGGAGGAUCUGCUCCUCCUUCAGCAUACACCAAUGGAAACAUUCCUCAGUCUAUGAUGGUGCCAAAUAGAAACAGCCACAACAUGGAACUUUAUAAUAUAAAUGUACCUGGUAUACCAACAUCCUGGUCACAGCCUUCAGCUACACAGCCCCAGUCAUCACCUGGCAAUGGACACGAAAUCCCUACGUGGCAACCUAACAUUCCAGUAAGGUCAAACUCUUUUAAUAACCAUCAUGGAAGCAGACAGAGUCACUCUGGUAAUUCUCAGCCUUCAGCCACUACAGUAACAGCUAUAACACCAGCUCCCAUUCAGCAGCCAGUAAAAAGUAUGCGUGUGUUAAAGCCAGAGCUGCAGACUGCCUUAGCACCAACUCACCCUUCCUGGAUGCCACAACCAGUGCAGACAGUCCAGCCCAUCCCCUUUUCUGAAGGUCCAUCUACAAAUAUGACAGUUAUGUCUCCUGUUACAGAGGCUCCCAAUUACCAAGGUCCUCCACCACCUUACCCAAAACACUUGCUGCACCAGACUCAGUCUGUCGGUCCUUAUGAGUCAGGAGCCAAACCUAGCAAAGAUGAUCAGUCUGCUUUGCCUAAAGAAGAGGAGAGUGAAAAGAAUUAUGAAUGCAUUGAUGGAGCAGAUAAGGAGAAGAAACAAAUAACAACCUCACCUGUUCCAGUUAGGAAAAACAAGAAGGAUGAAGAACGAAGAGAGUCUCGUAUUCAAAGCUAUUCUCCUCAGGCCUUUAAAUUCUUCAUGGAACAACAUGUGGAAAACAUACUAAAGUGUCAUCAGCAGCGAUUGCAUCGUAAGAAACAACUAGAAAAUGAAAUGAUGAGGGUUGGCUUGUCCCCUGAAGCCCGGGAUCAGAUGAGAAAGAUGCUGUGUCAGAAGGAGUCUAAUUACAUUCGUCUCAGAAGGGCUAAAAUGGACAAAACGAUGUUUGUAAAGAUUAAGACCCUUGGGGUUGGAGCAUUUGGAGAAGUCUGCCUAGCAAGAAAAGUGGACACUAAUGCUUUAUAUGCAACGAAAACCUUGCGGAAGAAAGAUGUGCUCCUUCGGAACCAAGUUGCUCACGUUAAAGCUGAGCGUGAUAUCCUUGCAGAGGCUGAUAAUGAGUGGGUGGUUCGCCUAUACUAUUCAUUCCAAGAUAAAGACAACUUAUAUUUUGUAAUGGACUACAUUCCAGGAGGUGAUAUGAUGAGUCUUUUAAUUAGAAUGGGUGUCUUUCCAGAAAACCUGGCACGGUUUUACACUGCAGAGCUCACCUGUGCGGUUGAAAGUGUUCAUAAGAUGGGGUUUAUUCACCGGGACAUUAAACCGGAUAACAUUUUGAUUGAUCGCGAUGGUCAUAUCAAACUGACUGACUUCGGGCUUUGUACAGGUUUUCGAUGGACCCAUGAUUCCAAAUACUACCAGAGUGGUGAUCAUCCACGUCAAGACAGCAUGGAUUUCAGUAAUGAAUGGGGUGAUCCAGCCAGUUGCAGGUGUGGAGAUAGACUUAAGCCACUUGAGCGUAGGGCAGCACGCCAGCAUCAACGCUGUUUGGCACAUUCACUUGUUGGAACACCUAAUUAUAUUGCACCAGAAGUACUGUUGCGAACAGGAUAUACACAGCUAUGCGACUGGUGGAGUGUUGGAGUAAUUCUCUUUGAAAUGUUAGUAGGGCAGCCUCCCUUCCUGGCACAAACACCAUCAGAAACGCAAAUGAAGGUUAUCAACUGGCAAACAGCUCUUCAUAUUCCACCCCAAGCUAAGUUGACUCCAGAGGCAUCUGACCUUAUUAUAAAACUCUGCCGAGGGCCAGAAGACCGCUUGGGCAAGAAUGGUGCAGAUGAAAUAAAAGUGCAUCCGUUUUUUAAAACUAUUGAUUUUUCAAGUGAUUUGCGACGGCAGCCCGCUUUCUACAUUCCCAAAAUUGCUUAUCCAACAGACACAUCAAAUUUUGAUCCAGUUGAUCCAGAUAAGUUAUGGAGUGAUGAUAAGGAAGGGAAUGUAAAUGACACCCUUAAUGGAUGGUACAAAAAUGGGAAACAUCCUGAACAUGCUUUUUAUGAGUUCACAUUCCGAAGGUUUUUUGAUGAUAAUGGCUAUCCUUACAAUAAUCCAAAGCCCAUUGAAUAUGAAUACAGUAAUCCACGAAACUUGGAGCAGCAGUCAGAUGACGACGAUGGACAGGCAGGCAAAGGGGUUCAAAAUCGUGAUCUAGUUUAUGUUUAACAUUGAAGUUGAAAAUGAUUUAACUGAAUGUUUUUUGCAGUUAGCAUUUUUUAAAAUGCUUCUCAAUAAGAGAAUUGAUAGAAGGUUGCUAGGGUGAAUAUGUGCACGUUUAAAAGAAAAAUUUUAUGAUAGAACAUUUUUGUUCUCUGCACAUUGUUUCCCUGAAAUGCAGGAAACUCCAUUUCAAACAUUAAUUUAUUCCAGCAUUAUGAUCAUUUUAAUUUAGAAAAGAAUUGAAGUUAGAAAAAAAUAAAUUAUGUACCAAAUUUUAUUAUCAAUUCUUUGUACUGGAAGUACUCAAAAUAGGAGAAAGUGAUUUCUUUAAAAGGAGAUGCCUGUUAUCUAUUUGUACAUAUGCUAAAUAAUUUAAAACAAAACUCCCUUUUGUUCCAGUUUUUUUAAUGACAAUUCUGCCUUGUGUUGACCAAAUACAGAAUGUUAUGCUUACAAAGCAAUCUGAUUUAUCUGACACAAGUCUGCUUUGCUUUGUCUUCCCACAAUAUUCACCCCCAUUCUACGUAAAAUAAGCCAUUUCCCUGGUAAGUAUUCCCAGUGCCCUACAGUAACUGCACAGUUCACAGCUUUGAAACAAAGAAGUGACAGUCUUGGACAAAAUAUGACUAUAAAUGGUAAAGUGUUAAAUUUGUGGAGGUUUUGUAUUUAACUUAAAUGACUUUUAAAAUAACUGAAUUUAGGGCACUGUGGUACUCUAGAACUAGCAUGAGUGCUUAAUACUAAUUUAGCUCUCUUCCUAUGGGCAGCUCUUAAAAGAUGUGGCGGGAAUUAAGUUUUUGGGGUUUUUUUCUAAAAAUUUAUACUGAAACUCUGCAGUCUCAUUUCUGAUUGAAAUGAAGUUGUAAAGUCUGUAAAAACUUUAUAGCUUGGGGGGAAAAUUAUAGCUUGAAAAA
Gavialis gangeticus (Gharial) is the source of this 4504-nucleotide messenger RNA. RefSeq names its product large tumor suppressor kinase 1 (gene LATS1). Gene Ontology annotation, biological process: positive regulation of apoptotic process; G1/S transition of mitotic cell cycle; regulation of organ growth. The transcript is spliced from 7 exons. The coding region runs from base 180 to 3596 and encodes 1138 amino acids. Gene Ontology annotation, cellular component: spindle pole. NCBI's taxonomy places the organism in Eukaryota, Metazoa, Chordata, Crocodylia, Gavialidae. Gene Ontology annotation, molecular function: ATP binding; protein binding; protein serine/threonine kinase activity. The record is from RefSeq and is a predicted model, not a curated record.